UUCCUUCUAAAGCAAAGAUUGUAUGGGAAAAAUUCUCUGGACAAACUGCUUUUGAAAGAGAUAUGUAUUUACGUGACUCAUUUCCAGAAGAUUUUAAAUGGGGGGUUUCAACCUCUGCAUAUCAAAUUGAGGGAGGAUGGGAUGCUGAUGGUAAAGGGCCUAGCACAUGGGACACAUUUACACAUGUUCCUGGGAACAUUUAUAAUAAUGACAAUGGAGAUAUUGCUUGUGACAGUUAUCAUCAACUGGAUGCUGAUCUGUACAUGCUAAGGGCCUUAGGAGUGUCAAGCUACAGGUUCUCCUUGUCUUGGUCUCGCAUUUUUCCAACUGGAAAUGGCACAGUCAAUGACAAAGGUGUUGAGAUAGAUGGAGUGAAUCUUAAAGGAUACACUGCCUGGUCUCUAAUGGAUACCUUUGAAUGGAACUCUGGAUAUAGUGUGAGGUUUGGCUUGCAUCAUGUGAACUUCAUAAAUCCCAGCAGACCAAGAACACCGAAACGCUCUGCAAUUUAUUAUGCAUCAGUUAUUCAUAACAACGGAAUACCAAUGGAGAAAGAGGAAGAGUUCUUAUAUGGAGAGUUCCACAAAGGCUUUGCUUGGGGUGUUGCAUCUUCAUCUUAUCAGAUUGAGGGUGCCUGGAGGACAGAUGGAAAAGGACUGAGCAUCUGGGAUCAGUUUUCACACUCCCCAGACACAAUUGAAAAUAAUGACAAUGGAGAUGUUGCCUGUAACAGCUACAACAGACUAGAGCAAGAUGUGGCACUGCUUAAGGAACUCAAGGUGACGCACUACCGAUUUUCUAUCUCCUGGCCAAGGGUUCUCCCUGAUGGAACUGUUAAAACUGUCAAUGAGAUUGGGCUGAAUUACUACAUCCGAUUGGUUGAUGCCCUCCUAGCUGCCAAUAUCACUCCCCAGGUGACUCUUUACCACUGGGAUCUGCCACAAGCAUUGCAAGACAUUGGAGGUUGGGAAAAUGAAACGAUAGUGGAAAGGUUUAAAGAAUAUGCUGACUUGCUCUUUAAAAGGCUGGGAGAUAAAGUGAAAUUCUGGAUCACUCACAAUGAACCGUAUAUCAUAGCUAACCUUGGGUAUGGUUAUGGCGUAUUUGCACCAGGAAUUUCAAGACCAGGCGAGGCACCAUAUAUAGUGGGACAUAACUUAAUAAAAUCUCAUGCUGAGGCGUGGCACUUGUACAAUGACACCUACAGAGCUAAGCAAGGGGGGCUUAUUUCUAUCACUAUUAACUCAGACUGGGCAGAGCCAAUAAACCCCUAUAAACAGGAGGAUGCUGAUGCAGUUGAGAGAUACAUGACGUUUUUCGCUGGUUGGUUUGCUGAUCCCAUUUUCAAAAAUGGAGACUAUAAUGAGAUAAUGAAAACAAAUAUAAGGGAAAGAAGCCUUGCUCAGGGGUUGUCAAAAUCACGACUACCAGAAUUCACAGAAAGUGAAAAGAUGAGGAUUAAAGGGACAUAUGACUUUUUUGGGCUCAAUCACUAUACCUCAGUUUUAGUAGCAACUGCCAUCUACCCAAAUUCAGAGCAAUCCUAUGAUGCAGACAGGGGUGUAUAUGUACUGUCUGAUCGAACCUGGCUUGGAUCAGGUUCCGUUUGGUUGAAAGUGACACCUUUUGGCUUUAGAAGGCUACUGAACUGGAUAAAGGAAGAGUACAACAAUCCUCCUAUCUAUGUAACCGAGAAUGGUGUAUCUGAACGUGGAACAAACCUAAAGGACGUCUGGAGAGAGUAUUACUACAAGAACUAUGUUAAUGAAGCACUUAAAGCUGUACAUUAUGAUGGCGUGGACCUUCGGGGAUAUACAGCAUGGUGUUUGAUGGAUAAUUUUGAAUGGGGAGCAGGAUAUGCUGAAAGGUUUGGUAUGUUUUACACAAACUACACAGAUCCAAGCUUGCCAAGAACUCCUAAGGAGUCUACAAAAUAUUACAGAACUCUCAUUAAGUGCAAUGGCUUUCCUGACCCAAGUAAUGGAUCACAUCCUUGUCUAGAGCCGGAACCAGAAGGUACAACCAUGUCUACAACCAGCCAUAUACAUCUUACUUCUAAAUUCCCAGAAGAUAAUGAAGAUGGAGUGGUUUACUUUCUUGGUUUGGAAAUAUCACCAUCAAAUGCAAAGAUAGCUCUAUAUGUGGAAUUUGCACUUUUAAUUGCUGCAGUUUUGGGAAUUGUCGUCUUUGUUAUUAUUUAUGUCAAGAAGGUUAAAAAAUUAAAGAAAACUAAUGUAUUUUAAAAUGUUACCUGCAACAAUCUGAACAGAAUGCACAAUUGUAAUUUGUUUGCUUUUUAAUAUUCUCUAAUUAAAAUAAAAAUUGCUUUAAAACUAAUGCAUAAGA
Molecule: messenger RNA, 2346 nt
Organism: Bombina bombina (fire-bellied toad)
Lineage: Eukaryota; Metazoa; Chordata; Amphibia; Anura; Bombinatoridae
Product: lactase/phlorizin hydrolase-like
Exons: 10
Coding region: 63-2243 (726 amino acids)
Biological process (GO): carbohydrate metabolic process
Molecular function (GO): hydrolase activity, hydrolyzing O-glycosyl compounds
Source: RefSeq, a predicted model, not a curated record